AUGGCAGCUACAUUAAAAGAUCUUGAAGGAUGGAAAAUUAUCAUGAGAGAUGAGAACAACAAUAUUAUUGACGAAAAUAAAAGAAGAUCUAGAAGAAGAAAUGAGAAUAUAACAAUAGAUAUUACGAGGGAUUCUGAUGGCGUAAGUUUUACAAGAGGAGAUAGCAUUAUAACAAAAGAUAAAAAUAUCAGUGCAGAUCUUGGUUCUUACUCUGUGUAUUAUAUCCAUGACAUCAGAUUAAAUACCAUGACAUCUGUAGUUGAGUUGAUUGCAAUGACUUAUUUGAGGUGGUUUGAAAUUAAUCCAUUUAAUUAUUAUUCCUAUUUCGAGAAAAGUACAUUUGAUAACACUAAGAGUAUUGACUAUUAUAAAGAUAGAUUUAAUGAAGAGGUCGAUAGAAACCAAUUAUAUCUUACAGCAGAGCUCAAAGAAAUAUCACUGAAAGAGUUUACCCAAUUAGCCAAUAUACGCCCUGUUUCAGAUUGGAAAGAUGAGUUAGAAACAAAAGUCAUAAAUCGCGACUUUUCAGUACGUUUCUUAUGUGAUCCUGACUCAACGAAUUUUAUUGAAAUUGAUUUUGAAAAAUUACGAAACAAAAUGCUAACUCAAGAACCGAAAGCAGCAGUUCAAUAUUUCAAAAAAAUCUCAAUUGGAGGUGUUGACGCUGUUAAAGGAAAGCAAUUGGCUACAAAAAGUAAAGCAGAUCCUGUUAAAGAAGUAUCUAUCCGUGAAAUAAAGGUGGAAUCAGACUCUGAAAAUAAUCUCAGUUUAUCAGAAGAGGAAGAAGAAGAUGAUGGUGACGAUAAUGAUUAUCAUUCGGAUUACGAGGAAAAUAAAGGCGCUGAGGAUGUUGAGGGUAUCGAGGAUGAAAAUACUCCAUCUGAGUUAUCAGAUAGUGAAAAUGACUGUGCGAACUCUGAUGAGAAAUUGAUUUCAGAGGAAGAAUAUGGUGAGAGCAAGAAAAGCACACGAACUACAAAAAAGCGUAAGAUAUCUGAAGUUAAAGAACCAAAAAGUUCUAAAAAAAAAAUAAAAGCAACAACACCACAGUAUAGAACAGCUAAGAUUAAAAGGUUUACAAAGAAGAAUGUUGAUCGUGCCAGAAAAAAAUAUACUCCAUUUUCAAAGAGAUUUAAGAAUAUUUCCGAUAUACCAGACCUUACUAAAUAUGCAGAUUUCAAUCAAUCUAACUUGGAUCUACAAAUGGCCAAUUAUGAAGCCAAAUUAACAGCACCAACCAAUUCAAAAGUAGUUGAAACAAUUUUUUCGAAAAUUAAGAAGCAACUUUAUUCUUCGCAUGGAAGAGAAAAAUUAAUUGAUAAUAAUGACUUUGAUGCUUAUAUACCAGGACGUGGCAAAGAUUUUGCUACAAUCUACCUGAGUUUAUAUACUGCUAUCGAAGCUGGAACCGCCUCGACGGUGUAUAUCGCUGGUACACCAGGUGUUGGUAAAACAAUGACUGUGAGAGAAGUUAUUAAGGAACUUCAGUCUUCUAUGUAUCAAGAAGAACUUCCAGAAUUUCAAUAUGUUGAAAUAAAUGGUUUAAAGAUGGUGAAGCCUACUGAUAGUUACGAAGUUCUGUGGAAUAAAAUUUCAGGUGAGCGAUUGACUUGGGGAGCAGCUAUGGAAUCAUUAGAAUUCUACUUUAAUAAGGUUCCAAAACAAAAGAAGAGAGCUGUCGUUGUUUUACUUGAUGAAUUAGAUGCAUUAGUGACGAAAGCACAGGAUAUUAUGUAUAACUUCUUUAAUUGGACUACCUACUCAGAAGCUAAAUUAAUUGUUAUUGCAGUCGCCAACACGAUGGAUUUACCGGAAAGACAUUUAGGUAACAAAGUCUCAUCCAGAAUAGGUUUUACUAGAAUCAUGUUUACAGGUUACACUCAUGAAGAGUUAAUAAAUAUUAUUAACAGUAAACUACAAGGUUUAAAUGAUACUUAUUUCUACGUCGAUUCUACAAAUGGUAAUGCAGUGUUAAUGAAUUCAGCAGAUGCAGAGAAUGGAGAAACUCUUAAAAUGUCCUCGAAUAUUAAGAAAGUUAAAUUGAGGAUGAGUAAUGAUGCAAUUGAGAUUACCGCCAGAAAAGUUGCCUCUGUAAGUGGUGAUGCUAGAAGAGCCCUUAAAGUUUGUAAAAGAGCAGCAGAAAUUGCGGAGGUAGCCUACAUGGCGAAACACGGCUUCAAAUAUGACGGUUCGCUUGUUAAAGCUGACUCUGACGAUGACAAUGACGACAACUUUGCUGAUGAUAAAGACGUGAUCGCAUUAAGGAAACUGAAAGGCGUUGACAAUGGAGUCAGCAACAACGAAGAAGAGGACGACUCCGUUCAAACCGUUCACAUUUCUCAUAUCAUGAAAGCUUUGAACGAAAUAGUAAACACAUAUAAUGUAGAAUACAUCAGAAAACUGCCUUUUUCGGCCAGGCUAUUUCUUUACGCUUUCUUAAGUUUAAUAAGAAAGACUACCUUCCAAGAACAAGAAAUAGGCAGUAUUGUAGAUGAGAUAAAACUCCUUGCUGACGUGAAUGGCAACAAUAAGUACAUUUCGGCUGUCAAGAACACAUUGUAUCAAAGAGAAAAUGACAGGCCGGACAACAAUGGUGACAACAGUAACUCUUCGACAGGUCAGAUCAGAAUCUUAUCUUGGAAUUACAUUAUCAACAAUUUGAUAGAAGCAGGUGUAAUGAGCAAGCAGACAAUGAGGCAUGAAAGACUUUCCACAUUAAAACUGAACAUCUCCAUCGAAGAUAUCAAGAAGGCACUAGACUUUGAUGAAACUUUAAAGAAUUUGUAA
Molecule: messenger RNA, 2787 nt
Organism: Tetrapisispora phaffii CBS 4417
Lineage: Eukaryota; Fungi; Ascomycota; Saccharomycetes; Saccharomycetales; Saccharomycetaceae
Exons: 1
Coding region: 1-2787 (928 amino acids)
Biological process (GO): DNA replication initiation; mitotic DNA replication checkpoint signaling
Cellular component (GO): nuclear origin of replication recognition complex
Molecular function (GO): chromatin binding; DNA replication origin binding; ATP hydrolysis activity
Source: RefSeq, a predicted model, not a curated record